This is a messenger RNA of Haliotis rubra (blacklip abalone), 3100 nucleotides long. Its product is annotated as thioredoxin domain-containing protein 16-like. The record is from RefSeq and is a predicted model, not a curated record. NCBI's taxonomy places the organism in Eukaryota, Metazoa, Mollusca, Gastropoda, Lepetellida, Haliotidae.
GCUUUGCUUGACAGUGUGUUUACAGUCGGGUAGUGGGAGAUCGGUGUGGGAAGUUGAUCAGUGUACUGCUCGGCAUGGCGUUAAAAUUCAGCUUUGGCAGCAUCUGGAACAUUGUCCUGGGACUUAGCAUAGCAUUUGUAUAUGCGGAACCUUCAAUUCCAUUUGACUUCAAGAAUGUUGAGAUUUUGACACCUGAUUCACAUUCGUCUCUUCAACAUAAGCCGUUCGUCAGUGUGAUAUACUACUACAAGCGUGAACUACCCCGGUUACGUGCCUUCUUCAAGGAGUUGGACAAAUCAGCUGAGUACCUGGACAUCUAUGGCACAAAGACUGGCAUUCUGGACUGUAGUAGCGAUGCUGCCACUAUGGUGGAAGAGUGCAAGGCUUCGAGGGUGGAGUACAACGUUUACAGCUAUAGAGAUGGCAACAGUCUGCUCAUUCUGGAGCUGGAGACCAUGUUUGAUGUCAACUCCAUCAUGUCCAACAUACUACAGCUUAUUUUGCUGCAUGACGUACCCAUUGUCCAGAGUCGGUCUGAUCGGCAACAGAUUGAACUGAAACAUAAGGGCAAGUCUGAUGUCAUCUCUUUCCACAAGGCCAUUGGCACCUAUGAGCACCGUGUGUUCAUGGAAGUGGCCUAUGCUUACCAGGACCGCUACAAGUUCGGGCUCACCACAGAAACAAAGACUGCUGAAGGGCUCAAGGAGGCUGACCUUGUGACUGCCAACGAUGAUGCUGCAGUGUGGGUGCUGUACUGUCGUGAUGCUGACGAGGACAGCGCUGGGUGCCCCAGUGUCCGGUAUCGGGGCAAGAUGGACCUUCCCUCCCUUGCUGUCUUCCUCAAGGCUCUUAGCCUGCCUAGAAUAUUCGAACUCCCGGAGCAUGGCACAAUCCCAACCUGCCGCAACGAGAAAUUUCACUGCGUGUUCCUGUACUAUGACAGUAACAACAAGGACCAGGUGCUUGAAGCAGCAGAGAACCUCAAGUUUGAGAUCUACGGCGUGGCAGGCAUAGUCGUUGUUGACACGGAAAAGAUUGUCUUUGAUGAAAUCCAUGGUUUUAAUGGCAAGACUCCAUCUAUCAGUGUGUUCCUGAAAGAAGAGGAUACUCCACGUUUCAUGACAACUGAGUGGUCACUGGACAACAUCGCAACCUUUAUCCAGGCCAACCUGUUUGACCAGCAGCCCGUGGAUAGGGACAGCGAGGAGGGGCAACGGGGGUCAAAGGGUUCGGAUGCAAAGGAUAUGGACAAAACUGGAUACAACUUCCCUUCUGUGGAAGAAGUGGAGACACAGGAUGACCAGGUGGCAGAGGCUGUGUUCCAGCUCAGCCGUGACCCCAUGAAGCUCAGCCUCGUUCCUGCUCUCACAGAUAAGACUUUCCCAGCAACCGUCCAGGAGAGGGACCUGUUGGCCGUGCUCUUCUACCUGCCCUUUGACUCAAGGAGCAUGGCAUUCCUUCGUGCAUAUGGUGAGGCCUCCUUCAGCCUGGGGGACAAGCAUGCCAGUCCCAGUAUUCUAGGGAGGGUCAACUGCUAUGACUGGACGGAUGUGUGUGGUCAACAGAAUGUGUCCAGCUACCCAACAGUGCGCUUCUUCAAGAAAGGACAAGACCCAGUUGACUACAAGGGAGCUCUUGAUACUGAUGCAGUUGUGUCUGUGGUCAAACUGAUGCAGCAGGAGUCACCGAUGAUGCUGACAACACAGACGGAGGCGCAGAAGUUUGUUGCGGGGACGCUGCCUGAGAAUAUCGUUACCUACACCAACAUGUCAGUACUUGGCCUCUUUGAACAAACAGGACCUGAGCUGUCAGCGUUCAAGGAUGUGGCUGGGAGCCUGCAGAACACAACAGUGUUUGCCUAUGUUCAGGGGAAGCUGGCCAAGGACAUAGCAGAGAAGCUAGGCCAGCCUGUUCCAUCUGUGCUGGUGUUCCGCCAUGAUGACCCGUACUCUGACACCAAGUCCCUCACUGCUGACCUGACAGUGGACAGCAUCAAGUCACUGGUGUUAAACAGCAGGCUUCCGACAUUGCCGAGUUUUAUGUUAAAUCUGACAGCUGAUAUCUUCCCACUGAUGUACAGCCAGGACAAGCCUUUCCUCAUCCUGUUCUGUGACAAAUAUGAAGAAGCUGAGACAACUCUCAUCAAGAAGACUGUUGCUGACUUGGCUCUGUCUGGGCUCUUCCCGGGUGUUGUCUUUCUGGGCUACCUGGAUGCAUGCAUCUCAAUGAUCUCCGUCAACCAGUGUCCCUAUCCACAAAUUAUCAUAGCUGUAAGAUCAUUACGGGGCAGCAGCAUAGGAGCCACCAUCUUCUCUGAGUAUACCUGGUCUUCUGUUCUGCCAGCCCUGUCCUUGGUCUACCACAGAACUGGCAAGGUUUACAGCAAGGUCGAGGGGGAAUUUACUCCUGAGGCUGUCCAGGAGUGGCUGGGUCACGCUGUGAAUGAUCAGGAGGAACCAACAAAGAUGCUGCCAAAGGGAGAUUGGAAGCCUGCAGCAAGGAGCUACGACUUCCUGGGACUGUCCGAGUUUGAAUCUAAAUAUGGAGAAAGUCUUGACCACAAACCAACACUCCAAACUGCGGAGGAGUUUGGAGCAGGUUUCAACAGUGAUGGUACAGAGAUUGAGUAUGGAAAGGGCGAGCGGGCAGAGGAGGAAGGUCAGAGCAGUGAUGGCAGUACUGACGAUGAGAUCCGCAAUGAGUUGCUUGAGCUGCGCAGUUCUCGCUUGUACCAUCAAGUGCCGGACAGGAAGGAGUCUCCCAUCAUGUCCCAUGACACCCAGGAGUCCCAAGACGUCCCAGAAUCCUCAGCUGAAGAAUCUGCUGCUGAUCUUCAUAAAGAACACCCCGAACAUACAGAGUUAUAACAAAUUAUUUACCUAAAUAGGAAUAAUUGCUUUUGUUCAAAUCUAUCGUGCUCUUCUCACUUUCAUUGUAUUGUAUGUUUAAUGUGAUAUUUCAAAAUUGUCAGCAAUAUGUUGAUGUCACGUGUGUUAAAAAAAUGUCAUGUACAGUAUUUUACUAAAUAUAAUUUUUAAAAAGCUAAAUUAAAAGACCACAACUCCAUUAUUUCCGUAAGGAGUGUCAUUGUGGUCAUAUG